CCCGCUGUUCAGUACUUCAGUCCUCGACUACAAGUUAGUUGUUGAGUGACGAAACAGAUUGAACAGAAACACUAACAAAUCAUUUAGAGAGAGAGAGAGAGUAAAGAAUCUGACAUUAGGGAUGCCAAUCCCUGAAGUGGAGCCGCACAGGGGAAGGGCUCGACCGGCGACGACUAGACCGGCGGUGCGAGGAACUGUGCGGGCCAGGGUUCCACUCCGGAGACUUCUCCGCGUAGCCUCCGUGGCUUGCGGGAUACAAUUCGGAUGGGCUUUACAACUCUCUCUCUUGACGCCCUACGUACAGGAGCUGGGAAUUCCGCACGCGUGGGCCAGCGUGAUAUGGUUGUGUGGGCCGCUCUCUGGCCUGCUUGUGCAGCCCUUUGUAGGCCAUUUGAGCGACCGAUGCACCAGUCGCUUCGGCCGUCGAAGGCCUUUUAUACUCGCCGGCGCUCUUUUAAUUGCCUUGUCAGUUCUGAUCGUCGGUCACUCCGCGGAUAUUGGCUGGAUGCUUGGCGAUAGGGUCGAUCACAGACCCGGAGCGAUUGCGGCUUUUGUUUUGGGGUUUUGGAUUCUCGAUGUGGCCAAUAACAUGACUCAAGGUCCUUGUCGAGCUCUUCUCGCUGAUCUAACAGAGAAGGAUCAUCGGAGGACUCGAGUGGCAAAUGCUUACUUCUCACUAUUUAUGGCUGUUGGUAAUAUUCUUGGGUUUGCCACUGGAGCAUACAGUGGUUGGUUCAAAAUUUUUCCAUGGACCAUUACCUCUGCAUGUGAUGUUGACUGCGCCAAUCUCAAGUCUGCUUUCUAUCUUGACGUUGUUUGUAUUGCAAUCACAACAUAUUUAAGUAUCUCAGCAGCUCAAGAAUCACCUCUGAAUUUAAGGGAUAGUUCUGCACCUUCUGUUGAAGGACACGGACAGUCGAGCCACGCUCAAGAAGCUUUCCUUUGGGAACUAUUUGGGGUUUUUAGAUAUUUCUCAAGUUCUAUAUGGGUAAUUUUGCUGGUUACAGCUCUCAAUUGGACUGGAUGGUUUCCCUUUCUUUUGUUUGAUACUGAUUGGAUGGGUCGAGAGAUCUAUGGUGGAAAGCCAAAUGAAGGGGAGAAUUAUAAUGCUGGAGUUAGAAUGGGAGCUUUUGGUUUGAUGUUGAAUUCGCUUGUUCUUGGAAUAACAUCAGUUCUUAUGGAGAGGCUCUGCAGGAAGUGGGGAGCUGGUUUUAUUUGGGGACUCUCCAACCUCCUGAUGACUGUCUGCUUCGUUGCGAUGCUUAUACUCUCCUUUGUAGUGAGCCGUUUGGGCUAUGUAGGCCAUUCCUUGCCGCCUGACAGUGUUGUAAUAGCUGCACUGAUUGUAUUUGCUAUUCUUGGUUUUCCUCUUGCGAUCACAUACAGUGUUCCAUUUGCCUUGAUUUCCUCACGUAUUGAAACUCUAGGAGUUGGGCAAGGUUUGUCAAUGGGAGUUCUGAAUCUAGCAAUUACAAUCCCGCAGAUGGUGGUUUCGCUCGGGAGUGGACCAUGGGACCAGCUAUUUGGUGGUGGAAACUCACCAGCUCUCGCUGUAGGGGCAAGCUCAUCCUUUGCUGCUGGAAUUAUAGCCAUCUUGGCGAUUCCUCGAUCUAGCCCUGUGAAGCCCACAUCUCUCACAUGAGCAACUUAUUGAGCUGGAGACACAUGGAAUCUGACAUCCGAAGAGUAUAGAUUUCAGUGUAGCAAGCAAUAUUUUAUACAAAGGAUACAAAGACAACCGAUUCUUCAAGUUGCUCAGACUCAGAGAAAAAGUUGCAAGAAAAGAAAAAAGGAGAAAAAAGGUUCUGCUCUGGCCUGUUCUGCUCUGCUUUGCUUUGUAUUUGUUCCAGCAAGAGUGAUAUGAUGGUAGGCUUAUUUCUUUAGCCUUCUGUGAAACAGCCAAAUAGCCAAUGCUCUCUCCUGCAGAGAAACAGUCUCACCCUUUGUUGUGAGAAAAGGGGUACAUAUUAAAUGGUUAGAGUUGGUGCACGUAAUUGUCUUUCUGUGUUUCCUAUCUU
Molecule: messenger RNA, 2018 nt
Organism: Tripterygium wilfordii
Lineage: Eukaryota; Viridiplantae; Streptophyta; Magnoliopsida; Celastrales; Celastraceae
Product: sucrose transport protein SUC4-like
Exons: 6
Coding region: 122-1642 (506 amino acids)
Biological process (GO): sucrose transport; transmembrane transport
Cellular component (GO): plasma membrane; vacuole
Molecular function (GO): sucrose:proton symporter activity
Source: RefSeq, a predicted model, not a curated record